Messenger RNA from Penaeus vannamei (Pacific white shrimp), 1227 nucleotides. It is a transcript of the gene icln, whose product is annotated as chloride nucleotide-sensitive channel icln. The record is from RefSeq and is a predicted model, not a curated record. Gene Ontology annotation, biological process: chloride transport; cell volume homeostasis; mRNA cis splicing, via spliceosome. Gene Ontology annotation, cellular component: spliceosomal complex; cytosol; methylosome. NCBI's taxonomy places the organism in Eukaryota, Metazoa, Arthropoda, Malacostraca, Decapoda, Penaeidae.
AACAGCAUUCAAAACAAACGUUGACACGAGGAACUCCAGUGAAACGUUUCUCCGCAUUCUAAGUUUUAUUUUUACAACAGUUAAAUUAAUUACCGGUGCUUCUUGAAAAGGAGGUCAGAACUAAGGACCUGAGGACUCAGUUAAAGAUAAUAGAUAAAUCAAAAGCGGAUAUUUGUUAAAAAGAAUUGGUACGAUGCUGCUGCCUAAUCUCCCCCCGCCUGAGGAAGGAAUCAAGCACAGGCAGACCAGCACGAGGGCCUUCGUGGGCCAAAGGGAGCUGGGUUCGGGGGUUCUCUACAUUGCCGAGAGCCGAGUCUCAUGGGCGAAAGAAGGAGAGGACAGUGGUCUUUCUCUUGAAUAUCCACACAUUGCCAUCCAUGCUGUUAGCCGAGACCUGUCGAACUUCUGCCACCCAUGUCUUUAUCUCAUGAUUGAUGUGAAGUUGGAAGAACCAGAGAAUGCCAUGAAUGGAGGCAACAGCUCAGACUCCGAGGAAGAAGAGGAUGAGGAUGCAGCCAUGACAGAGGUGCGGUUCGUUCCAUCAGAUCCUUCAUCACUCGACCACAUGUACAAGGCUCUCAAUGAAUGUCAGGUCCUGCAUCCCGACCCAGAAGAUCAACCCUCCGAUGAUGAAAUAGGGGAAGAGGAGGAGGAUGAAGGAGAAUACGAAAUCAGUGAGAAUGGCGAAGAUGUUCAUGGCGUUUAUGAGGAUGCCAUGGAAGGAGACCUUGAAGAUGGGCCAUUCGUAGGUGGCAUGGCAGAAGGAAGAACAGCUCGGAACGGCAUUGAUGAUGACGAUGCCAUGGAAACGGGACAGUUUGACGAUGCUGAUUAAAAUUUCCAGUUUGUUAUUGUUCUUUUUAUAUAUAUAUAUAUACUUUCUGUUCUUUAUUCAAUGAAAAUUGUUGUAAAAGUUGUAAAGACCACAUCCACAAGUGAAGACAAAUAUUUCCUUUUUUUUGAAUUUUGUAAAGUUGGUAUGUAAUAAUGAGAUCUGUUUUUUUCAUGAUUUUAUUGGUUUAAUUGUACACAGUUACAAGUAGUAAUUAGUUUGAAUAUUCAUCGUGAGGAAAAACAAGUACACGCUAAGUGACAGUGAACACUGCAUAUUUUUAUAUGAAAAUGGAAAUUUAAGUUACAAAUAUCUAGUGAUAUUUCAUAAAAUAUUAGUUGAGUUGAUAUUACACAGAUGUCUUUUGCACUGUAGGAAAUGAAUCAAAAAGACCA